Molecule: messenger RNA, 852 nt
Organism: Cornus florida
Lineage: Eukaryota; Viridiplantae; Streptophyta; Magnoliopsida; Cornales; Cornaceae
Product: ubiquitin-conjugating enzyme E2 7
Exons: 6
Coding region: 111-617 (168 amino acids)
Biological process (GO): protein polyubiquitination; ubiquitin-dependent protein catabolic process
Molecular function (GO): ubiquitin conjugating enzyme activity
Source: RefSeq, a predicted model, not a curated record
AGAGAGAGAGAGGAACUGUGUCGUUUUACAAGUCCAUUAAUUUGCUGAAACUCUGUUUAUCUCUCUGGUUAACUUUUUCCGACGAUCUCCGGAUCUUCUCUGUCUCUUCCAUGGCGUCUCCGUCCCAAGCAAGCCUCCUACUCCAAAAACAACUCAAAGAUCUCUGUAAAAACCCAGUCGAUGGAUUUUCAGCCGGUUUGGUCGAUGAGAGCAACUUGUUUGAAUGGAGCGUCACCAUUAUUGGUCCUCCUGAUACCUUAUAUGAUGGGGGUUUCUUUAAUGCCAUCAUGACAUUCCCGUCCAAUUACCCAAACAGCCCUCCAUCGGUGAGGUUUACCUCCGAGAUGUGGCAUCCCAAUGUUUACCCUGACGGGAAGGUGUGCAUUUCAAUUCUUCAUCCCCCUGGUGACGAUCCUAAUGGCUAUGAGCUUGCCAGUGAGCGUUGGACGCCAGUUCAUACAGUAGAAAGUAUAGUUUUGAGCAUUAUAUCAAUGCUUUCAGGUCCUAAUGACGAGUCUCCUGCAAAUGUUGAGGCCGCAAAAGAAUGGAGAGAGAGAAGGGAUGAAUUCAAGAAGAAAGUCGGACGCUGCGUGAGACGGUCUCAAGAAAUGUUGUAAAGUAUCUAUCAUUGCCGCCGCCACAGUGCUGACUGUGACACCACAAGAAACCGUCAUAUUUCACGGUGUGCGGGGGGACUAGCUAUCCAUCGGACUACUUAUUGCUUUGUGUAGAAUUUUCAUUUUAAGUUUUGUUUCUCAAUCUAUAUAUAACCUAUAUUUUGUUUUUAACAUCAUUGAUAACUUUAUAAAUUAAGAUAAUUAAUGUUGAAAUGUGAUCAACUUUACGUCUCAA